Molecule: messenger RNA, 5627 nt
Organism: Leucoraja erinaceus (little skate)
Lineage: Eukaryota; Metazoa; Chordata; Chondrichthyes; Rajiformes; Rajidae
Gene: disp3
Product: dispatched RND transporter family member 3
Exons: 21
Coding region: 415-4323 (1302 amino acids)
Cellular component (GO): membrane
Source: RefSeq, a predicted model, not a curated record
UCCACCAUCUCCCCCUCCUCCCCUGCCUUCUUUCUCCCUCUCCUCCCGCCUUUCACGGCCGCGGGAGCAGCACCUCCAGCAGCCAACUUCCACCCUCCUCUAGAAGAGGUUCCCUCCCCCCUCUCCCUCUUCACUCAGUGAUCACUCCAUCGUCUGGUUUCUGUUGGAGACUAUCCCCAUCACGUGCAAGGGACAAGGCAUCGAUACACUGGUUUCUCUGGAAGAGGUUAAUUGAUGCAAAGAAUGGCAUACCAGGCAGAUUGACCACCGACCUUUCUAGGAUCUUCAAGCAACGUACACAGAUAUUGUAAACUGGGCUUGUGCAGAAGACCCAUCUGAGGACAAGGAGAGUCAAGGAUCCAAUUCGAUUUCAUCUCUUUCGACACAUCCCACCUUCCUCGGGCAGGUAUUAAAAUGGAGAGUGAUGAUGACCCUUUGGUGCAGCACCUGUGGCUGGAAGAAGAAGACUAUGAUGUAUCUGUCAGCUCGCACAGCGGAGAAAAACUCUGCAAGAAAUGCCACUGCAGCAUUAAAAGAUUAUUCCAUGAUUUGAAAGUUAAAGGUUUUUGGGGAAUAGUCGGAUGGAUAUUCACGAACCCAUAUUGUACUGCCUUAAUCUUAGUAAUAGGUUGCACAAUUCCCACAAUUCUGACUGUUGUCAUGUUUAUGCAUUGUUCUUACCUCGACAUAGAUAUAUCCUACAAUGCCUUUGAGAUUCGCAACCAUGUGUCUUCGCAACACUUUGAUGCUUUGACUCUUGCUUUAAAAUCCCAGUUUGGGUCUUGGGGGAGAAAUCGACGUGAUCUGGCUGAGUACGCUUCUGCGACAUUUGAGAAGCUCAUCAUCGAAGAAUUACAGAGACUGCACAGUAAUAAUUCACAGUUUGUCACUGCGGCCCAAGGCAAAGUCAACCGUAAAUCUAGUGAAAGCCUAUGGCCGGACGGGAUCCGACUGCGGAAACGUGACCUGCCCGCCCAUUCGGCCACAAACGAGAGCUGCAGCAGAUUGCGAGUACGGCAAUCAAGGGCCGUGUCCCGUAAAAACUAUCCGAGCACUUACAUUAACGGAGACACACAGACGCAUGCCCUGUGGAGGAUGGAGCUGGUAUUUCUAGCAAGAGGUGACGAUGACAGGAACAUCUUCACCAAAGAGCGUUUGUUGACUAUUCAUGACAUUGAAAAAAAAGUCAUGGAUCACCCUAGGUUUCGGGAAUUUUGCUGGAAACCUCAUGAAGUUCUCAGAGAUAUGCCUCUUGGUUCAUACUCCUAUUGCUCGCCUCCAAGUUCCCUCAUGACCUAUUUUUUCCCGACAGCACAAGGUGGAAGGAUUUACUAUGAUGGCAUGGGACCGAAGCUGGCAGAUAUUCAUGGCUCACUCCAGCUGGCUAUUACUCACCCUGAGUUUUACUGGUACGUCGAUGAAGGCCUCACAGCUGAAAACAUGAAGAGUUCGCUGCUUCGGAGUGAGAUUCUGUUUGGAGCCCCACUCCCCAAUUACUACUCCGUGGACGAUCGGUGGGAAGAACAACACAAAAAGUUUCAGAAGUUUGUGAUCUCCUACGUUGAUCUAUUAUCUUCACAGUCCACAGAGAAGGUGAAAGUUCUCUACGGUGGAACAGACCUGUUUGACUAUGAAGUGAGACGAACCUUUAAGAAUGACAUGUUGCUGGCUUUUAUUAGCAGUGGAUGUAUAGCAGUCCUGGUGUAUGUUCUCACCUCAUUUUCAGCUUUCCUGACCUUCUUUGGAAUUGCCAGUAUUGGCUUGAGCUGCCUGGUUGCCCUAUUUCUAUACCAUGUGGUAUUUGGGAUCCAGUACCUGGGCAUCUUAAAUGGAGUGGCUGCCUUUGUUAUUGUGGGUAUUGGGGUGGAUGAUGUCUUCGUUUUCAUUAACACUUUUCGACAAGCAAGCCACCUUCUCAGCCCACAGGAGAGGAUGAUUCACACCAUCAAAACAGCGGGGAGAGCCACCUUCUUCACCUCUUUCACCACAGCUGCCGCCUAUGCAGCCAAUAUAUUUUCCCAGAUCCCAGCUGUCCAUGACUUUGGACUCUUCAUGUCUUUAAUCGUGGCUUGCUGCUGGGUAGCUGUUCUAUUUCUUAUGCCAGCUGCUCUCUGCAUUUGGAGUCAGUACAUCUCGCCUCUGGAGAUAUCCUGCUGCUCCAGUUGUCAACUUAAGUGUAAAAGGAAAAACAGCAACUCAGCACAGAAUCCAGCAGAAUAUGAUGAUGCACUGCUGGUCACGGACCAAGAUUCAGUGUUGAUCGGUGGGAGCCUCCAGUAUCUGGAUGAUGAUAUUCCUCUGCUGUCAGUUGAGGAAGAAGCAGCCUCUUUGGACAAUGGAGAAGUACCCUUGGUUUCACUGGCACCAGAAGCUCAGCCACCUAACAAUGGGAUGCACCAUCCAGGACAGCUAAUCACAUGGCUACAGGAUGCACUGUACUAUUUUAUUGCACUCCCUGCAGUGAAGGGUAAAUGGAUAAUCUUAGGUAAGAAUGAAAUAGUUUAUUGUCUGUUUCAGGAGAAACCCCAGCCUCUGCUAAAUAAUAUCCGAGCAUCCUCAGGCAAGAAAAAACGAGGACAGAGACUACCAUGGAAUGAAGCAAAUCCAGCACAAGAUGAUCUAUGGACGGUGUAUGUGACAAAGUACGAAGAUGACGUGCAAACCCCAAUUUACAGGUUUUCUCUGCAUCCCUCAGUUCCGUCACCAUGGCACCUCCUGUCGCUGAGGAAUGGGGAGAUCCCAUCAUUUAAAGUGUACACGGUGCCAAAUGGCAACUUCACAAAGAAGCUGACCGUGUGCUCAUCAACUGUUGGGUUGCCAAGUCCCAAGUGUCCAAGAAAGUGGAUGAUCACAACAUUAUCCUGCAACGUUAGGAAAGGGUGGAAGUUUGAUUUUCAUUUCUAUGCAUCAGCAAAGGAGCAACACCACACUCAGAAGCUGUACUAUGCCCAGCUGAGGAAGGCUCCCUACCACAGUCGAAUUUGCCUGGCACCACCUGGCUGCAUUCUUAGUGGAGGACCCAAUGGCGCCAAUCAAGGCUACUUCUUCGUCCCCUACAAGAAAGCUUUCUCGGUGUCAAAUGUUGAAGAGGCCCCAACGUUUGACUUCAACCCCUGCAUGAACGACGGCUGUGGGAAGCCAGCGGUCCGCCCCCUGGUGGACACGGGAGCCAUGGUCUUCGUUGUGUUUGGGAUUCUGGGAGUGAACCGCACACGGAAACAAGACAACCAUGUGAUAGGAGAUAUGGGCAGUGUCAUCUACGAUGAGAGCUUCGACCUGUUCCAAGAAAUUGGGAAUCUGUGUAAGAUUUGCAAGGCCAUUGGCGGCAACCAUGAGUUGGUGAAGCCAGGAGGAGCUCAGUGUUUACCUUCUGGUUACAGCGUUUCUACAUUCCUGCAGAUGUUGCACCCGGAAUGCAAGAGCAUACCAGAACCCAACCUGCUUCCUGGGCAGCUCUCCCACGGCGCUGUAGGAGUGAGAGAUGGCAGGGUUCAGUGGAUCUCGAUGGCCUUUGAAUCUACAACUUACAAAGGAAAGUCCUCGUUUCAAACCUAUGCAGACUACUUGAAAUGGGAGAACUACCUCCAGGACCAGCUCCUACAGUUUUCCGAGCAAUCAUCACUACGCCAUGGAUUUCAGACGUGUGAGCACUGGAAGCAGAUUUUCAUGGAAAUAAUAGGUGUUCAGAGUGCACUGUACAGUUUGAUGCUUUCUCUGAUAAUCUGUGUUGCAGCAGUUGCUAUUUUCACCACGCACAUCCUACUACUUUUACCAGUGCUCAUGACCAUUCUAGGUGUGAUAUGCUUGAUGGUUGCUCUCAUGUACUGGUUAGGCUGGGAAAUGGGAGCGGUGGAAGCCAUCUCGUUGUCCAUCCUGAUGGGCUCUUCUGUGGAUUACUGUGUCCACCUCGUUGAGGGUUACCUGCUGGCUGGGGAAACCCUUUUGACAGCCGAGACCGAUGAUAAAUGUAACACGGGGAAAUGGAGGACUCUGGCCGCUGUGAGACACGUGGGUGUCGCCAUCGUCUCCAGUGCCAUCACCACAGUCAUUGCGACAAUCCCCCUUUUCUUUUGCAUCAUAAUUCCAUUUGCCAAGUUUGGGAAGAUUGUCGCCCUGAAUACCGCCAUCUCCAUUCUGUACACAUUAACUGUUAACACGGCCCUGCUCAGCAUUCUGGCUCCAAAUGACUUCUAUCGCUCGAGAAAGUCUUUCCUCAAGGCGAUCCUAGGAGUAGUUGGCAUUGGCAGCGGAGGGUUCUGUAUCUGUCUCCUACUGAUUAAAUUGGGGUUCAAAAUCCCAUUCCCCAAUGUAUCAGCACUGUAAUUUAUUUAUACAGAUAAUAUAAGAGACUUCAAAAAAAAUAGUGCUAAAUAAAAGGGAAAUUCAUCACAAAGCAAAAAAUAAAUAAAGAGGGCCAUUGCCAUUUUCUUUUGUAAACCUUUUCCUUCCUUCAUGGUUGAUCAUUGUUGACUCGCUGAGUCCACUAACAACGAGGUACCUGCAAGGGAUGGAAUGAGUGCAGUUUUCCUGCUGAUUAGAUGGACUCUGAACACGUUCCGAUUUUUUCACCAUUUGUAAGGGGAAAGUUUAAUCAGUGGAAUGAAUGAUCUUUCUCAAUAGAUUUUAGUUACCUUUUAUGCCUAUUGUAUUUCUUACAUUUAACCAUAAAGAAAUCGCCUCUGAAAACUGAAAACUAUCAAAUUAGCACUGGGAAAAGCCUCUUUAUUUGCCUUCACCUGUUUUUUCUUCCCUCUGCAAUGCUCCAACUUCCGGCUGAGUCAAGGUGAAUUGGUUUCUUCCAAACUGUUGUCAAUAUCCAUGGUUGGGCAUUGGGAAUACAAACCGGGACAGUGAAUCCACCUGUGUAGGAAGGAACUGCAGAUGGUGCCUUACACCGAAGAUAGACGCAAAAUGCUGGGGUAACUCAGCGGGACGGGUGUCAUACCUUCUAUCCAGAGAUGCUGCCUGUCCUGCUGAGUUACUCCAGCGUUUUGUGUGUAUUCACAUCACUUCUAUUCCUCUCUCUCCCUGAGAAGGAACCCACCUGAGAAGGGUUGAGAUGGAGCACGGCAAAUGAACAGGUUCUUUGACCCACCAUGUCACAGGAUAAGUUUUAGUUAAGAUUAUUUUUAUUUUUGUUGUUAUGUUUUUAACUGUGUAGCUUGAGACGUCCUCAGGUUCUUGCCACUGCCUCUCUUCUCCUCUGGUUCCAUGGGUGCACUCUAUCACCCAAGUGCUGUUCUUCACCCAUGGGUGCUACAUUGGUCUUGACACACAUUGCCAACCAAGAUCGUCUGAAUGCUGGCUUUGGCCUAUCUCUGGUCCAGUGAGCCAAGUAGUUUGCAUUUUCCAUGGCCAUCCACAAUAAUAAUAGAUGUCCAGACCUACAUACAGCAGGAUAGCACCAGAAACGUUUUAUAGGUGACAGCAGGCAAACCAAUGGUAUCAAUUCCUAUUCAUCCUUUUCAAGGGAUGUUCAAUAAGUUAUAACAAGAAAUGAAACUUGCAUCUGUCACGGUCCUCUGGAUAUUUCAAAGCACCUCACGCUCUUUUAAUAAUGGCAGCUGCUAUAAAGUAAACAGACGUACAAGGUGGUCCCAGCAAAUGGGCAACAAAUGGGCUUUGUU